UUUUUGCCUAGCCAACUGACCUGCACAUCUCGUGCUGAACGGAGGUACGUCCUGCGCACACUACUUGGCCUCAUUGAAGUGAACCUGCUCUGUCGACCGCUGGCCCAUCUUGAUGCCACUGAUCCGGAUCAGCAUACAUUCCUCCCCACAGAGCUGCUCACUCUCAAAGCCAGCCUGCGCUAUUGCCAGGAUCCACACGCACUUCCCGCCGUCAGUCAGAUUGCUGCAUUUCUAGAGAAGAGGCUUCAGUCUACGGGACUUCAGCGUCUCCUAGUCGGAAAAACCCUUGAAGACGUUCAGGAUCCCUACGUGACGCUGGCCUGCUCGGUGCGAGCUGUUUGGCUGCAGGGUCAUGACGUCUCGGUGUCCUUCGACUACGACGAUCCCCAUCACACGGCCGCUGUCUCCCUGCCACGGUCGGACGAGACGUCCUUCUCAUCGAAGGAUGAAUCAAUCCUCCCGGGACGUGUCUUCUGGCGUUCUUCAGCCUCCUUCUACGAAGCAGCCCUUCGGUUGGCAGAUUUGCUG
This is a messenger RNA of Dibothriocephalus latus, 528 nucleotides long. The record is from the annotation of a GenBank genome assembly. Lineage: Eukaryota; Metazoa; Platyhelminthes; Cestoda; Diphyllobothriidea; Diphyllobothriidae.